AUGGGAUUCUUCCCCAAUGGAGAAAUCUUGUACAAGAGAAGCUCCAAUGGUGAGUUAUUAAGAUGCAUGAAUGCAAAAGAAGCAAGGAGAAUUAUUUUUGAAACCCAUGAAGAGAACUACACUACUCAUAGCAAUGGGUGUAUGAUGGCAAAGCAAAUCUUAAAGUGGGGUUACUUAUGGACCACUUUAGAAAAAGACUGUAUUGGGUACUUUCGAAAAUGUCACAAAAGCCAAAUUUAUGCUGAUAAGAUAAAUGUCUUGCCUCAUCAGCUCUAUAAUCUUAUCUCACCAUGGCCUUUUGCAAUGUGGGGUAUCAACAUAAUCGGUCCAAUUAAUCCAAAAGCAUCCAAUGGACAUAGGUUUAUUUUGGUGGCCAUCGAUUACUUUACUAAAUGGGUUGAAGCUACCUCAUAUGCUCACAUCACUCAAAACACAUUUCUGAAGUUCCUUAAGAAUAAUAAUAUCUGUCGGUAUGGUCUUCCCGGUGAGAUUGUCACUGACAAUGCCACGAAUUUAAAUGGUCCAAAGAUUCAGAAGUUGUGUGAUCAGUACAACAUACGACUCUCAAUUCAUCACCAUAACGACCCUAGAUGA
Hevea brasiliensis (rubber tree) is the source of this 594-nucleotide messenger RNA. RefSeq lists its product as uncharacterized. Lineage: Eukaryota; Viridiplantae; Streptophyta; Magnoliopsida; Malpighiales; Euphorbiaceae. The record is from RefSeq and is a predicted model, not a curated record. Gene Ontology annotation, molecular function: nucleic acid binding. Bases 1 to 594 code for a protein of 197 amino acids. The transcript has a single exon. Gene Ontology annotation, biological process: DNA integration.